Morchella importuna is the source of this 2697-nucleotide messenger RNA. RefSeq lists its product as uncharacterized. The coding region runs from base 1 to 2697 and encodes 898 amino acids. NCBI's taxonomy places the organism in Eukaryota, Fungi, Ascomycota, Pezizomycetes, Pezizales, Morchellaceae. The record is from RefSeq and is a predicted model, not a curated record. The transcript has 5 exons.
AUGGUUAUAUUUGGAUGGCGGACGAAGAAUGAAGGAAUCUGUCAGAAGUUUGACUUCUGCCAAAGUCUAGACCGUUAUCGGGUGGAGGUUUGUCUGGCCUCCACACCAAGUCGAGAGCCCAAAGUCUCUUCAGACUCUCAAAACAACUCGUUCAGAUGUCGUCUCCCCCAAGCCGUAACUCCAUCAAACAUCAAACGAAGACAGGGGAAGCAAGAGCGGAAAGGUUCUUCAGACUCGACCGCCUCCCAGCCCCCCUCCUCUCCCCCCUCCUCCAAGGCGGCUGAAGAUAACCCCAGCAAGCCUCAAUUGGUGAAGAUAGACAGCCCUGCAAUCACCGUAGCCUCGCUCAUAUCAUUGUCGGAGCUGAUUGCAAAAUCAGAAAAAACUAUCCCCAAAACGGUGUUUAGGCUCUUCAAGUAUGUGAUCAAUGCCCGUACGAGUGCGUAUCAGUUCUGGGCUAGCAUAUAUGCGGAGGAUCCAGACGUGGAAAUCAAGAAAGCAAACAAGGCCCACAAGGCUUUUCUUGAUGCCUUGAACACUGCAUACAAGGUUCUAGGCGGCCCAGAGUGGGAAGUACGAGAAGCGGAGGAGCGGAAGCAAAAGCCUGGCGAUGAGGCGACAGAUGACAAUGAGCUUGCAAAUCGGUUUGAAGGGCUUAAGGUUGACAUACUAUCUUCUGACGGAGAAGCAUCUGAUAACCCAGACAAGCCUGCACCACAACGGGUUCAGCGAAAGAACAAAAAGAGCAAAGGAAAGAAAAAGAAGCCUACAGCGGCGCCGGAACCGAAACCACAGCAAUGGCCAUUGGAGGACUUCAAGCUCAAGGAUGACCCAGGAGCUGAGACAGAGGCCGUCUUUGGUGCUUUCUGUUUCCUCAAGGAUAUGGUUGACCUUAGGAGAGACGCCGCAAGUCUAUGGCUACAAGUCGCGGCAGAUGAAUUGCACAUAGCUAUCUAUGAUGCAGCUGCAGAAUUCCCUCAAUUCAGUAGCUUUGACAACCUCAUCCAAACUUUCUGCCGUGGAGACCUAGAAGGGUCGGAUGGUAAACUCAAGUUUGGGAGGAUAGGCCCUCUAGGCACCCUUGAAACCACUGCGGUAGACUUCCGCGAACAUUUCUGCAUUUGUGCGUAUGAGGAUCUCAGAAAAUUCAUCACGGACUACCGAAUCAACAGAAACGGCAAACCCUCACCUGCCUAUGCCUCAUUGAGAUGGGAUCCGAAUUUGAAGCUAGGGAAACUCAGUGCGCAGAAGCGGCGGGAAUGGCGUUCGGAUUUUGCUAUGCUGUGGUUUUACGACUUUGUGAACUCAUAUGCCUCUACACUUCUCACUAGAGCGUUCCCACCCAAAACUCUAGAAACGUGGGACUGGAGCAUAGAAAAUAUGGGACGCCAGACACGCCGUAUGCUUUGGGGCCCUGUAGAAUUCGUAAGCGAAAUUGCAACCCUCGCAAUGAAACGUAAAGACGCACCACUUGCAAGGCUUAUCAAACCACAUCACGUUUUUCAAGCUCAAGUCAUGCUCGACUCGAUGACUGCAUUCAGAGGCUGGCAUCUUGAUGUCAUGAUUGGGGUUAGUGUUUUGCCUCCAAGACCGUGGGAACAAAUGUUUACGGAGAUGGAUUCGUUCAAAUCGAAAUGCUUGAAGGGAGCAAACGAUCUUUCGCAUGAAUACAUGGUUGACCAAGAGCGUUAUGGGGAUCCUCGGCGGCACAAGUACCCAAUUGAUGAGAUUCAAAAUAUCAUGACUGAAAUACAGCUCGUUCUUGGCGAUACUAUGCUCUCACGAGCGGAAGGCGCCCCGGCAUCUAGGUUCGAGUACGUAAAGCCCAACGGGAUGUGGGCCUAUAACCCUUGGCUUUGUGGAACUGGUUUAGCAGAAGCUAUGAAUUUUGUGUAUGACUUCGGUAUCACUGCAUGGGAUAAAUCAGGACUUGCUUUGUGUAUUUUUCAUCUCUACAAUAUGCUUCUCGCUACUGGCCAUAUUCCCGAAGGCAAGUUCAAUAUCAUGGAGGACCUGCUGACAGUGUUUGAAAGCGACCUUUUCACCGGUGGAAAAAGACCCAACAACUUUUUCAAGUCUUGGAUGUUGGCUGCUGGAGUGAAGGCACAGGUUCUGGCGGAUCCACGAAAGAAACGCAUGAAUAAAGGUGGUAACGUGCUUGAGAGUGGGGAACGGAUGUCGAGCCUAUACCGUCGCGCAGAGGUCCGAUGUUUCCAUCGGAAGAGUUUACUCCGUGCCCUUCAAGAUGCAGAUUGGAUUCCCGAGAGGCUACCUAAGGAGAGAAUUCCUAUCGUCAAUGAUACUUCCGCAGCCCAGAAAGAGAGAAGAGAAAAGGAGAAUUUGCUUUUCGAGGUUAUGAGACGACCUGGAAAUAUGCCGAGCGAUAAAGUUAAAAUCGAUCACCCAGAAAAAACCGAUGAGGAUUUCCUCAUAGCACUUAGACGUGCAUUGGUUUUGGAUGUCAACGGUUCAAUUCCGAAUGGAUCACUCAACUUUUUGGCGCUUUUAGGCUUUUUUAUGCGGGUAUUUGAGAAACUUGAUGAGGGAACGAACUAUUUUCCGAGGCCGUUGGGACCCCCGGUUGGGCCGACUCUAGCAUUAUAUAAUAAUGUCAUGAAGUUGGCCUUAGACCUGGAAGUCGAGGGAAAUCGCUGGGGGGAAAUGAGGUUUUGGAAAAAAUGGGAAAUUUAUUCGUGA